Messenger RNA from Cladophialophora immunda, 1542 nucleotides. RefSeq lists its product as uncharacterized. The record is from RefSeq and is a predicted model, not a curated record. NCBI's taxonomy places the organism in Eukaryota, Fungi, Ascomycota, Eurotiomycetes, Chaetothyriales, Herpotrichiellaceae. Bases 655 to 1092 code for a protein of 145 amino acids. The transcript is spliced from 3 exons.
GCUCGGACCUCCCAAUUACCCACAGAAGCUCUCUUGCCCACCUCCUCUCCUCCCCUCGCCCUCGCCUGUCGCCCCUCGCCCUUCGCCCCUCGCUCUCUGGCUCUCGCGCACUUCCCAGCUCUUCUCCCUCCCACUUUUCUCUUGUGCUGCUUGCACUCCUGGCACUUCAGCCAAAAUCUGCUUCUCCUCUUCUCCUCUCCUCCAGCCCUCUGGAGCUUCCCUCCUGGUCAAGCAAGGUCAAGCGGCACGCCAACCACUGGCCAACUGCUCUAUGCACUAUGAUGCGCACACCUCGGGCUCUGUCUUUUCCCACCCCCCGACUGCCCUGAAGCCCGCCUCUUGCGUCCCCCGAUUGCUCUCCUCUCCCCUCUGUUCGCUCCCCUGAGCUGCUGACUAGUGCAAACCUGGGACAUGGACUCUGGGCCCUGACGUUUGCCCACAGCUCUCCCCCCCCAGCUCUCCCCCCCAGCGCCCUCCCAAGUUUCUCAGCCGUAUUCCGCUCGCUCACCCCCUACCUCGACCACGCAUCUCUUCUCCCUUUCUUUGUUCCCCCCAUAGCUUGCUUUCACUUGUAUUUCUAUCCUUUUUCCGUCUCUCCUAGACCUCCUUCAAUCUUGCCUCACCUACACGUCACAUCCAAACAUCCUCUACAACAUGGCGCCCACCAGAAGCCGACCAGGCGACGAAGAAGAAGAAGAGCUCGAGCUCCCCGAGGACGACGAGGAAGAAGAAGAAGAAGAAUAUGAAGACGACGACGACGAGGAUGAUGAAGAUGGAGAUGAGGAGGAAGAGGAAGAAGAAGAUGUAGAGGGCGAAGAGGAGGAGGAGGAGGAACAAGCCCCCCCUCCCAAAAAGCGAAAGGCCGAAGCCGAACCUGCCGAACCUGCACCCAAGAAGUCCAAGCCUGCCGCCCCGGAAGAGGAGGAGGACGAUGAGGAGGAGGAAGAUGGCGAGGAUGCUCCCGAGGACGACGCCGACGAGCAAGACCAAGAAGAGGAUGAGCCUGCGGUCAAGACCAAAGUUAUUUCGGGCUCCGAGGGCAAACAGGCCGCGGCCACUGCCGAAACUGAGGAGCUCGACGACGAAGAAUAGUCACCGACGGUUCUUGGUGGGUGGCUUCCUCUGGCAAAGCUGAAGUGGACGUUGGCAAGAUGGAUAGAACACGGCGAAAAUUUCUCCAAUGUAAAAGGGACAGUAUCUCCAGCACCCACUGCCGCGGGGAAACUGCCCGUGUUGCAAGCCAUCUGCUCGACCUACUCGCUGUCUCGCCUGUAAAAUUUCCCCUCGUCUGUGUUCAAGUCGUCCCUACAAAUGACUCUUGUGAUGUUAAGCGUAAAUUCUCCUGUCGCCAUGGGUUUUCUCGGCUUUGCAGACUGCGAAAUCGUUGGCGGCUUCAACUAGAGGUUGACAACGACUUCAGCAAUAACGAAUCGCCAGCCAUUGAGAGCCACCAGCUUGCUUCUGCCUUCCUGUCUCGGCUCAGUCCAUCCGGCUCGCCCGAAUACCAUGAAAGCUCCAAGCUCUUUCGACUUGCAGGCCGAA